This is a messenger RNA of Suricata suricatta (meerkat), 1036 nucleotides long. RefSeq names its product mitochondrial ribosomal protein S6 (gene MRPS6). Gene Ontology annotation, biological process: translation. The transcript has 4 exons. Gene Ontology annotation, molecular function: small ribosomal subunit rRNA binding; structural constituent of ribosome. The record is from RefSeq and is a predicted model, not a curated record. Gene Ontology annotation, cellular component: ribosome; mitochondrial small ribosomal subunit. Lineage: Eukaryota; Metazoa; Chordata; Mammalia; Carnivora; Herpestidae. Bases 16 to 612 code for a protein of 198 amino acids.
GAUGAGACGGAAGGCAUGGAAAGUUCCAGCUGGUUCGAGAACCGUAGCGAACAUCCUGCGCCGGGUGUCCUUAGCCCGGUUUCAUUCAUCCAAGUUGUGGCCUUUUUUGCGCCUUCCGGAAGAAAUGUUUCUCCCCCUGCUUUCGAUUGCUCUUGUGGUAGAGGAUUUCAGGUUUGGAGGGAUGCUAAGCGAAGCUGCAGCCGGUUCAUUGCAAGUGAUGGUGUGGCCGAGGACAGGGCCCCGCGGCCGGGAGGCAGCUCUUCGUCCUCUGUUCUGGGGCAGCCAGAGACCGCUGCUGCUUUGAAACGUACGCUAGAAGCCCUGAUGGACAGAGGGGCGGUAGUGAGGAACCUGGAGAAUCUGGGCGACCGAGCACUGCCUUAUAAGAUUUCCGCCCACAGCCAGCGGCACAGUAGAGGAGGGUAUUUCUUGGUGGAUUUUUAUGCACCAACAACCGCUGUUGAAAGCAUAAUGGAACAUUUGUCUCGAGACAUUGAUGUGAUUAGACCGAAUGUUGUAAAACACCCUCUGACCCAGGAAGUAAAAGCAUGUGAAGGGAUUGUCCCAGUCCCACUUGAAGAAAAACUGUAUUCCACGAAGAAGAGGAAGUGAGAAGAUUUACCAGAUUAUAGCCUUAUAUUUAAUUCUCUCUCUUUUGAGUACCAUGGCUUAAUAAUUUACAGACUUGGCCCUGAUAUAAGAGUGUGUACAGGUGCCAUUUGAUUUCUCGAAGGUAUUUUAGCUCUUGGUCUCCGGUGCCAUGAGAGGUGGGGGAAGGGCUCGGCUUGGAGCCGCUUUGUAAUCUGUGGGACCAGCUCGUCGUUCUUGAUUUCAUUUCUUCAUGUACUUUCUUGGUCGGUGAGGGCUUUGCCCUACAACAGUGUUAACACCGUUUUGAAGAGCAGAGCUUCAGAAAACUGCCUCACGCUGCAAGCUCAUCAUUCAGGCCAGUGAACCAUGCAAAAUAAAAAUUUAAGAUCACUGCAUUUAUAUGAGUAACUUUUGACCAGAAUAAUAAAAGUAAUUGCAGAAAAAA